Molecule: messenger RNA, 1404 nt
Organism: Eimeria necatrix
Lineage: Eukaryota; Apicomplexa; Conoidasida; Eucoccidiorida; Eimeriidae
Exons: 2
Coding region: 1-1404 (467 amino acids)
Source: RefSeq, a predicted model, not a curated record
AUGAGCAGAAUCCACUCAAAGCAGCAGCAGCAAAGAGCAGCAGCAGCAGCACAAACGGUAGCAGCAGCAGCACUAGAAACAGCAGCAGCAGCAGCAGCACCGACAGCAACGGUGGUAGAAGCAGCACAAAUAGCAACUGCAGCAACACCAACGGCAGCAGCGGCAGCGUCCACAGCAGCUGCAGCAGCAGCAACAGCAGCAGCAGCGCAAAUAGGAGCAGCAGCAGCACCGAGAGCAGCAGCAGCAGCGAUGACAGCAGCCGCAGCAGCACUAGCAACAGCAGCAGCAGCAGCAGCAGCAGCAGCAACUGACGUGCGCAGCAGCGGCAGCACUAACAUAAGCAGCAGCACCACAUACAUCAGCAGCAGCAGCAGCACAUACAUCAGCAGCAGCAGCAGCACCACAUACAUCAGCAGCAGCAGCAGCACCACAUACAGCAGCAGCAGCACUACAUGCAUCAGCAGCAGCAGCACGCACCUCAGCAGCAGCAACAGCACCAGAUAUAUAAGCAGCAACAGCACGAACGUCAGCAGCAGCAGCAGCAGCAGCACCAGCAGCAGCAGCAGCACCACCACCACCAUCACCGCCACCAGCACUAUCAGCAGCAGUACCACUACCACCCCUAUCAGCAGCAGCAGCAGCAGCAGCAGCAGCAGCAGCAGCAGUAGCACCACUACCACCACUAUCAGCAGCAGCAGCAGCAGCAGCAGUAGCAGCAGCACCACUACCACCACUAUUAGCAGCAGCAGCAGCAGCACCACUACCACCACUAUCAGCAGCCGCAGCAGCAGCAGCAGCACCACUACCAGCACUAUUAGCAGCAGCAGCAGCACCACCACCACCACUACCACCACUAUCAGCAGCAGCAGCAGCAGCAGCAGCAGCAGCACUAUCACCACUAUCAGCAGCAGCAGUAGCAGCAGCAGCAGCAGCAGCAGCACCACUACCACCACUAUCAGCAGCAGCAGCAGCAGUAGCAGCAGCACCACUACCACCACUAUUAGCAGCAGCAGCAGCAGCACCACUAGCACCACUAUCAGCAGCAGCAGUAGCAGCAGCAGCAGCACUACCACCACUAUCAGCAGCAGCAGCAGCAGCAGCAGCAGCAACACUAUCACCACUAUCAGCAGCAGCAGUAGCAGCAGCAGCAGCAGCAGCAGCAGCACCACUACCACCACUAUCAGCAGCAGCAGCAGCAGCAGCAGUAGCACCACUACCACCACUAUCAGCAGCAGCAGCAGCAGCAGCACCACUACCACCACUAUCAACAGCAACAGCAGUAGCAGCAGCAGCAGCAGCACCACUACCACCACUAUCAGCAGCAGCAGCAGCAGCAGCAGCAGCAGCAGCAGCAGCAGCAGCAGCAAGUUCACCGUUUGGAGUUUUGGUGGGGUUUCCAAAUGA